AUGCGGGCUCCGGGGCCGUGCGCGGAGUGCGGGGCUCGGGGCGCGGCCCGGUACCGCUGUCCGCGCUGCGGAACCGCUUACUGCUCCGUGCCGUGCUGCCGGACCCACCGCGAGCGCUGCGCUGCCGAGCCCCGGCAGGAGCGGCCCCGGCAGCGGGAGGCGGCCGGGCAGGGCCCCAUCCCGGACCCCACACACGGCCCCUGGGCCCUGGAGGACAUCCUGGGCGAGGAGGACGAGCAGGACCGCGUCCCGCUGGAGAAACUCAAACUCCUGGGGGAAUCAGAGGAGCUGAGGGAUUUGCUGCUGAACCCCCACCUGCGGCAGCUGCUGCUCACCAUCGACCAGGCUCAGGACAAAAGCUCCCUCAUGAGGAGGUUCAUGCAGGAGCCGCUGUUCGUGGAGUUUGCAGAUUGCUGCCUGAGCAUUGUGGAGCCUCCUGAGAAGGAGAACGUUCUCCCCGAGUGAGCUGCUGUGGGAAUGAUUUUAUUUUUGACCUUGAGAUUUUUAUUUUUUGUGAGGUUUGCCAGCAGCCAGAGCUGCUCCACUGUGUGUCUUGGCUGCUUUGGCCGUGGAUGUCAGUGCUCUGAUUUCAGUUUAGAGCUGGCAAAGGGGCAGGGUUGUUUUGGGACACAUUUUUAGAUCCUGGGGGCUGAACUUGCUACUCUGCUUUCUGUUGGCACAGAAAUUCUGGCAGCCACGGGAAAUGUUGUUUCACAGUGACAAUAUUAAACACAUUUACAUUUAUUUUAA
This is a messenger RNA of Sturnus vulgaris (Common starling), 750 nucleotides long. RefSeq names its product zinc finger HIT-type containing 3 (gene ZNHIT3). The record is from RefSeq and is a predicted model, not a curated record. NCBI's taxonomy places the organism in Eukaryota, Metazoa, Chordata, Aves, Passeriformes, Sturnidae. Gene Ontology annotation, molecular function: protein binding.